AGAUAGCGAUGACGAUGAAGACAUUGAAGAUGUGGUCAGAUUAAUAAUCCUACACCUUAUGUCAACCGUCCUUUUCAACACUUCAGCUGAAAUCGUAGCUUGGUGGAUGUUCAAAUACUGCGAUGAUAUCGACCAAACAAAUGACUUCAACUGGGCCAGGGGGAUAACGGAUUUCUUGUUUAAGCAAAUCCACACAUCAAACACACAUGACAAAGUCCGUGGUUGCAUACCACUUGUGCUGGUAAGUAUGAAUAGUCACUUAUAGUCACUUACAGUCAUGUACAGUCACUUAUAGUCACUUUUAGUCUUGUACAUUCACUUAUAGUCACUUGCAGUCAUGUACAUUCACUUAUAGUCACUUGCAGUCAUGUACAUUCACAAAUAUGACUAAUUGUUUAUGUUUAUUUACGCAGUAUUGGAUGUGUGAGCGUGUAUCAAUCGUCCCUCCAGUGGCUGAUUCUGCUUUUCCAAGAUUUCGGCGGUGGGAUAUCUCCGAGCUUGCAUCUACAUUGAGCAGCAAAGACAUGAACGAUAUCGAUCCACAACUCGUCAACGAGAAUCCGCUGAUCCCAACAGAGCAAGAACAACAAAUCUUAGAUGGAAACUUGGUCCUGGACGAUAUCAGCAACGAUGCAAACGAUGAACAAAACAACGAUAACAACAACAGCAAUGCUAGUGUUCAUUCUGCCACUCCUUCUGAUUCUGAAGAGAAUGUCCCAAUCAAAAACUGGUACAAAAAGAAGCAGUCGUCAGAUGAACUCAAGAGGCUGUUGGAGGUAGAAGCAAAACAAAAGGCAGAACAGGAGGCCCAAGUGUCGAAACUGCAAGCUGUCGUAGAAGAACUUCAAAUGGAGAUAGUCAUGUUAAAAAACGACAAGCAGGUACUUGUUGACGAAAAGGCACAUGUCGCUCUUCAACUUGCAAAACUACAGGACGAGGUCGCGCUUAGCAAUGAUGAUGGGCCAUCUUUCAAUAUCUUGACCCAAACACAGCCGAACCAGAGUGAGCUGCAACAAAAAAUCAAAGAGAAUGCAGAACUGAAGGCAGAGAAUGAAUCCCUCAUCAAACGUCUUGAAGAGUUGACAAAUGCUACAACAACUGUACAACCCGAAAAACCUUUUUCACUGACACAAGAGUUUGAAGCAGAAAAUAUCUCACUCACAAACAUGCCUGAGCACACAGCAGCCAAAAUCUUCUUGGAAGCUGAAAUCACCCUCCUAAAAUCAGCUGAAAAAACUCAUCUUGAUAAAAUUAGAGAACGGGAUGAAAAGAUAGCCGAGUUGGAAGCUAAUUGUGCAGAAUAUGCAAAGGCACUUGAUGAGCGCCCACCAAUACAUUCGGACAGCGACUUUGAGAUAUGUGAGGAAGAUAUCGAGGCCAAGCUAAAGGACCCAAAAUCUGCAGUGGGAAAGCGUACAAGGUCAAAAAAACAUGAAGUCACACCACGUAGCACCAAGAAAGCACGUAGGGAUUUCAGAUACAAAAAAUACAACCCAUACAUCGGCAUGAGUGUGAGAGACAAGGCCAUAAUAAACACAAUGGCAGAUGAAAUAGUGCAUGGGAAGUAAGUAAACUCUAACUACAGUCAUAUAUCCAGUCAUCUAUAUGAAAAUAUUAUACUACUUCAUACAGUCAUAUAUAGUCAUAUGACUAUAUGACUAUUAGUGACUAGUUCUAUAUGACUAUUCAUAUAUGUAGUCAACAGUAGUCAUAUAGUCAUAUGACUACCCAUGACUAUCCAUGACUUCACAAUCACAUGUCUUAUUCAUACUUCAAAAAAUGUUUAUAAAUGCAGUAGAACAGUGUGGAAGAAUCCAGAUGGCAAUAUUCAUGUUCGGAUGGCUGACAUCUUUAUCAUCCUCAGAAAGGAAGAUAUUUCCGGCGAGGUAAAAACAAAUUUAAUAACACUGUACAACCUAUCCUGCUCACGUUAUGUACACAAAUUUAAUAACACUGUACAAUCACAGGUUAUAGAUGCUUACUGCGAGAUAUUGGGACAUCAGCAAGCUGCAGGGUUGUUUGAAGGUAGCGAUUAUGAGUCGCUUAAGGGAACAAGCAUGACGUUCACCAGCAUGCUACUGGUACAAAGUCGAUAAUAUAAUUGUAAUUGUUUUUAUAGAAAAGAAGUAUAUGUUUUCCCGUGGUAACUAAUCAGUAGUUCUAACAGACAUCGUUGAGGCAGUCCAAAAAUAAAACAUUCCGCAUACCAGCAGAAGU
Molecule: messenger RNA, 2217 nt
Organism: Erythranthe guttata (spotted monkey flower)
Lineage: Eukaryota; Viridiplantae; Streptophyta; Magnoliopsida; Lamiales; Phrymaceae
Source: RefSeq, a predicted model, not a curated record